AUGGAUGACAAGCAGUUCCACCUGGGCCCGUCUGUGCCUGCCAUGAGUGCCAGUCAGACCCCGUCGUCAGCGGGGGACGUGGACGCUGCAGGGCCCACCUCCUUGCCAGAAUCCGCAGAGCCACUCAGUAGACGACCAGAUGCUCACGACGAUAUGGCACAUUCGCAUACUGAAGUUCGCCACGAGCAUCCUGACCCAUUUCUCCACCCUUCCCAUCUUGCUCAUGAAUCCGCCGAAAUGCCAACAAUUCAGCCAUAUGCAUUAACGGCAACUAACCUUGAAGAAAACACCCCAGGAUCUAUUCGGCUCGGCCCAGGCGAGUUCGCAGUGACUCUUCCCAUGGAUUCUCGAAUCAAGGACGAUUACGAGCGAGUGUUGAUGAAGGCGAACCCGACCAUUCGAGACUUCCUCGCGACAUUUAACGUCCCCUCAGACGAUCCCGAUCACGAGCGAGCCUCUCUCCAGUCAAAGGUACAAGACAUCAUAUCCCGGUUAAACAACGUAUCGACUCAUCCGGAUCUAAACACCUCUCCUCACAUGGCAUCUGUCAUUCCAGAGUUUGAAAAAGAGGCUUCGUGGGCUGAAUACUCGAGCACGAAAUUCUUCUUCCUCGGCCACUUGAUUGAUAUUGCUAGCACACGUGACCUCCACCUUGUUAUUGCCGCUCAAAAUGAGAGGAAGCAGAAUAUCGUUGAGCGAUAUUUGCUUGGCAAAGGAUUUGCCUACACCCGUCCACGAGAAGAGAUGGGCGGAGCUGUAGAAGUGUCUCUUGUGAAGGACAAUUUGAGCUUCGGGGUGCAUUCCACGGACAGUGUUCGCGAUCUUUACAAAGCUCCGUCCGCAAUCUUGGUUCUCGACUCUACUUUCAACCCCAAAGCACCCUCUGUUGAGUACAUCAGAACCACUUACACACGUAACGGAGGCCUUUUGCCAGUGAUAUGGCUUCUGAUCUCUAAUGCUUGCGAGCAUAUUCAGCGCUGCCUACCUGAUACCUCUGAACCUGAGCAGCUGCGGUUCCUUUUGCACUACACGGCUCGCCUUCAUCACGACGUAGGUGAUCUUCAAGAUGAUGCGCUUGGCAUCCACGAGAGUGCUGAAGAGAUUCUGAGUUACCUUGUUGAUCCCCUGGUCGUUGCUUGGCCUUUGCCUAUGAUUGAGCCUUUGCAUGGAGGGUUUGAUAUGGAAGACUCGACACCUCCAUCGUCAGAAGAAUCUCACCUUGCUGCACCAAAACGCUCAUUGCCGGAGGAUGACGAAGACGAUCCGACAGCGAAACGUGCUCGCCUUCAAACCCAAGGAUCCCUUAGAUCGCCAAAAAAAUUCACCCCUCGCUCCCUCCCGGAGGGCCUGGACCCAAAUCAACUAAUGCAAUUGAGAAGUGCUGCGGCCGAGGCGGAAAAGCUCAAAGCACAGAUGCAGGCCAUGGAGAAAGCCUUGGGUAUUCUUCAGCACCGCUAUGAAACCCGAACAAGUGUUUUGCACCAAAUCCGACGAGAACGAGAUAAUUUGAUCGAGAGCAAAGCCAGCAACGAACAGCGAGUUGAAAAAUUCAAAGAAGAUAAUGCAAAACUCAAGGCCGACCGGGCUCGGCUAGAGACUGAACUUUCACAAGCUCGAGAGGAGAUCAAGCAUGGAGGGGGAACCCUAGCCCAGCUAGAAGCUGCCAGAGAAGAAAUCCGACAAGUCGAGGCCAACCGCGCCGAAUACACCCGUGAACAAUAUCAAACAGCAUCCACUGUCGCCGCCCAAUCAGGAAACGAAGCGCGACAACUUCGUGAUGAGAACGAGGACUUAAAGCGGCGAGUGGCUACAAACCUCGCGGAGCUCAAGAAAGUGAACAACAAUGCUGCCUUGGCCAUGCAUACCGCCCGCAUCGAAGAGCUAGAGUUGAUUCUUGCUUCACGGGAUGACCUUUUACGCAGGAAAGAAGAGGAGAUCCGGGACCUUCGCAGAAACCGCCCAUCAACCCGUUCAACAAGUACGCAGCCUCGAAGUCCCAAGUGGGGUGCUAAUAGCCGGCCUACCAGCCCCGGGAUUAACAACGGGAAUGGAAAUGGAAUGGUGGCCUCGCGGGCCGAGGGAGUGCAUUGCGUUUUAGCUCAGAUGUUUAAGACAUUACUAUGA
This is a messenger RNA of Penicillium chermesinum, 2124 nucleotides long. RefSeq lists its product as uncharacterized. Gene Ontology annotation, cellular component: HDA1 complex. Lineage: Eukaryota; Fungi; Ascomycota; Eurotiomycetes; Eurotiales; Aspergillaceae. The record is from RefSeq and is a predicted model, not a curated record. The coding region runs from base 1 to 2124 and encodes 707 amino acids. The transcript has 4 exons.